UAGAGGUAGUUAAUCUUAUAAGUGAAGACGAUACUGACGAUGAAGCUGAAGCCAAUCCUAUGCAUGAAUAUGAAGUUGAUUCUGAUAACGAUAAUGAAGCUACUUUUAAUAGUGAAAGUGAAGACGAUUAUUAUAAAGCAGAGGAAAUUAAUUAUAUUAACGAUUGGGCAUAA
Molecule: messenger RNA, 173 nt
Organism: Dentiscutata erythropus
Lineage: Eukaryota; Fungi; Glomeromycota; Glomeromycetes; Diversisporales; Gigasporaceae
Source: the annotation of a GenBank genome assembly